CCUUUCCAUCUUCUUCUUCCUCCUCCGCGUCGGAAAAUUCGAGCCCUAGCAUCGUCGCCGGCGGAGCUCGCCGUCCGCGCUCUACAUGCUUAUUUAUCGCGCCGCCGCAUCGUCGUCGAGCGAGUCUCCUGAUCGGGCCCUAUGAGCAGCGCGCAACCGAAGCCGAUCUUGAUCCGGACCGUCUUCUCCACCAACCUCGAGUUCGAGUUCGGAUUGAUCCGAUCCGCCGUCGACCGCUACCCGAUCAUCUCCAUGGACACGGAGUUCCCGGGCACCGUGAUCCGGCCCGGCCCCGGCGGCCGCCCCCUGCCGCCGGAGAGCAACUAUGGCCUCCUCAAGGCGAACGUCGACCGGAUGCACAUGAUCCAGAUCGGGCUUACGCUGUCGGACGGGGAGGGCAACCUGCCCGAUUUCGGCACCAAGUGCGUGUACAUCUGGGAGUUCAAUUUUAGGGAUUUCGACGCGGCGCGCGACCCGCAGGACCCGGACUCCGUGGCCAUGCUCCGGAACCAGGGGAUCAAUUUCGAGAUGAACAGGCUGAUGGGUGCCGACUCGGUCCAGUUUGGCGAGCUGCUGAUGUCGUCGGGGCUCGUCUGCAACGACGAGGUGAGUUGGGUCACGUUCCACUGCGCGUAUGAUUUUGGUUAUUUGGUCAAGACAUUGACGCAGCGAGACUUGCCGGACAGAUUGGAGGAGUUCUUGAAGCUGGUUAGGAUAUAUUUUGGGCCUAAGGUUUUUGAUGUUAAGCAUUUGAUUAGGUUUUGCGAGAAUUUGUAUGGAGGGUUGGAUAGGGUGUGUACAGCGCUUGGGGUGGAGAGGAUUGUAGGGCAGUCGCACCAGGCCGGGUCUGAUAGCUUGUUGACUCUGCACGCUUUUCAUAAGAUUAGAAAAGUUCACUUCAGUGAUGUCGCUCGGCUUGAGAAGUAUGCAAAUGUAUUGCAUGGUCUGGAUGUAUCUUCUAAAUCUUGAGUAGUACAUGUCUUAAUGUUUCUUUAGGUUUUUGUGUUUACACAUUUGGGUUCUAUAAAAUGGCAGAUCAUUUCGUUCAGUUGAAA
Molecule: messenger RNA, 1055 nt
Organism: Syzygium oleosum
Lineage: Eukaryota; Viridiplantae; Streptophyta; Magnoliopsida; Myrtales; Myrtaceae
Product: probable CCR4-associated factor 1 homolog 11
Exons: 1
Coding region: 142-969 (275 amino acids)
Cellular component (GO): P-body; CCR4-NOT complex; CCR4-NOT core complex
Molecular function (GO): poly(A)-specific ribonuclease activity; nucleic acid binding
Source: RefSeq, a predicted model, not a curated record